Molecule: messenger RNA, 1527 nt
Organism: Malurus melanocephalus (red-backed fairy wren)
Lineage: Eukaryota; Metazoa; Chordata; Aves; Passeriformes; Maluridae
Gene: S100B
Product: S100 calcium binding protein B
Exons: 3
Coding region: 73-351 (92 amino acids)
Biological process (GO): positive regulation of canonical NF-kappaB signal transduction; positive regulation of cell population proliferation
Cellular component (GO): nucleus; cytoplasm
Molecular function (GO): calcium ion binding; RAGE receptor binding; S100 protein binding
Source: RefSeq, a predicted model, not a curated record
AGCCAUCCCGAGCCAUCCUGAGCCAUCCUGAGCCACAGCCCCGCCGGCAGCAGCGAGGGCCACGCCGCGACCAUGUCUGAGCUGGAGAAGGCAAUGAUCGCUAUCAUCGAUGCCUUCCACCAGUACUCCGGGAAGGAGGGRGACAAGCACAAGCUGAAGAAAUCGGAACUGAAGGAGCUCAUCAACAAUGAGCUGACCCAUUUCCUCGGGGAGAUCAAAGACCAGGAGACUGUGGACAAAGUCAUGGAGGCACUGGACUGCGACGGGGAUGCAGAAUGCGACUUCCAGGAGUUCGUGGCCUUCAUUGCGAUGGUCACUGCCGCUUGCCACGAGUUCUUUGAGCACGAGUGAAUUUUGGGAAGCAGGCAAGCCUCUUCUGCUCGYGCUGGAGAGAGGCAAGGCAGCAUUGCUCCUCUGGGAAAGGACUGGRUGUGAUUACAGGCGCCUUAGAGUUCAGCUUGUGCCUAGACUUAAGCAGCUUAUUAAAAGUGCUGUGGCUUUGUGAACAAGAAGCACCGGUGCAGCUCGGGAAAGGCCAUUGGCUCAUGCCCACUGGGUUGGAUGCAGUGAGUGAGUGCCUUGCCUCAAGCUCCUUCCCUGCUGCUGUUAGUCAGCAAUGUGCAUGGGGCUAGAAGCACAGGGAUGCUGUGAUCCAAGCUUGCAGGCAAAGGAAAAAGGGAAAUUCAAGGGUUGAAGGAGGAGGUGAUGCAGAGAGGCUGGUUAUGGAAACCUGCUGAGCCCACUGGCCUGAACKGGAAGGCUCCCAGUGAUUCCUGUGGGCCCUGUGCAUGGCAUUAACCCAGGAAACUCAGCUCCUGUACCCUCACAGGUGCUCAGUAGAGCCCACCCAUUUUUUGGCACAUUGAGACACCCUCGGCUUGCAAGGCAAUGUAUAACAAUGCAAAAGCGUAACCAUCUGACAGCUCAGGCUUUUCUCAUGACCAUUCCUGCAUUUAGCAGCUGCAGAACUAGAAGCAAUGUUGUGUGAGGCUCCUGUGCUGGGGUCAGCUCCUGCACCUGGGAUAUAAAUGCCUUGGCAAGGUGUCCAGGCUCAUCACAAGGGGCAGGGAUUGGCCCAGUGUGACCACAGACCAGGCACAGCCUCCUGAGUGUGGAAAUUAUAAUAAAAUGUUGGUUUGGCCUCUGGUGAUAAACGUGUCCUUUUGUGCCAGGCURCCCUGCACUGACAGAGGAAGGCUGGGGGAUCCAGCCUGAAGCGCUGCUACAGCUCAUGGCCCCCGGUUUCUUGUUGGGUACUGACCCCUGAUCUCCUCCCUGGUGUCCUGUGACAGGCCAGAUGGCCCAUGAUUGUGACCAGCACUGUGCUCCAUCUGGCUGCCCACACUGGCAGGUGUACCUGCCAGGAUAAGGGAACACAUGGCUCCUCAGCAGGAUGUGUCUGCUGCUACCAGGGUCAUCCAGGGGUUUGCAGUGGUGAGCCCUUGCAAAUCCUCAACUAAACCCAGGACAACCUUCCCAAAGCCUGUGCUUCUGCCUUUUCARUCUKCACCUGUGCCUCRGGGUGAU